Cannabis sativa is the source of this 856-nucleotide messenger RNA. RefSeq names its product OPA3-like protein. Gene Ontology annotation, cellular component: mitochondrion. The record is from RefSeq and is a predicted model, not a curated record. Gene Ontology annotation, biological process: regulation of lipid metabolic process. Lineage: Eukaryota; Viridiplantae; Streptophyta; Magnoliopsida; Rosales; Cannabaceae.
AAACAAACCUUACACAUCCUUAGUCCAGUGGAUGUGGGAAGUAGCCGUGGGUACGAAAAGAGAAAGAAUUAAUAUGUUGUGGGUUUAAUUCCUUCUCCAUGAUCCAAAAUUUAGAAUUCAGUCACAAUAAUCAUGAUCCUACCAGUUGUAAAAUUAGGGACCCUCGCCAUAAAAACCAUCUGUAAACCCAUUGCUAAUCGCCUCAAGAAGGAAGCUGGCUUGCACCCCAAGUUCAGGAACCUCAUCAUCAAAAUUGCCCAGACAAACCAUCGAUUUACAACUCAAAUGCAAAGAAGGAUUUAUGGACGAGCAACUGAUGUUGAAAUACGCCCACUAAAUGAGGAGAAAGCUGUUCAAGCUGCUGCAGAUCUUCUUGGUGAACUUUUUGUAUUUUCGGUUGCUGGAGCUGCAGUUAUUUUUGAGGUGCAGAGAAGCACAAGAUCAGAAGCUAGGAAGGAGGAAUUGCGCAAACAAGAAUUACAGGAAAUGAAGCAGAGAGAUGACAAUAUAGAAAGAGAAAUUGAACUUCUGAAGCAAAAAAUUGAAGAAAUAGAACAUCUUGCAAAAGAAAAAGGGUAUGGUAUUUUCAAUUUCAGGCAUGCUCAUUCAACUGAAGAUGGAAAGACAAAGCCCAUCUGAUCACAAUACAAUCAAAUCAACUAUGGCACUCUAUCAUCUUAAUUCUGAAGAGCUAACAUUCCUUAGUAUGAUAUUCUUUUACUAUUAUUAUUUGGAGUAAAAGCUAGGACAAUGAUUUUAGCAAGUUGUUAAAGGUUGUUUGUGGUGAGAAAAAAUUUACAAUUUUUAUGUUAUUGAAAAAGUUGGAGUAAUGCAUAGUUGGAAACUUAUAUCAAAA